AUGAAGAAGUUUGGAUUGCAGCUAAGACAACCACAGCAGAAAAAGCCACCAAGACCUCCGCCUCCUAAGGCGCUUGGAUUCGGCGUCGGGGACGACGACGACAACGUGGAGAAGGAGAUUUCACGGCAGGCUGCCAAGAACAAAUCUCUAAAAGAUAUUGAAGAACAGCAUAAGAAAGCAUUAGAAGAAGACCCGUCAGUGUUUGAUUACGACGGAGUGUAUGAUGAGAUGAAGCAGAAAAUUGCUCAGCCUAAAGCCCAAGAUCGUGAAAAGAGAGAGACUUUGAUGGAGAAGGCACAAGAACGAAAACGACAACAUGAAGUAGUAUUUGAGAAAAAUCUUGCUAAAGAGAGAAGUAAAGAUGACCACCUCUAUGCCGACAAGGACAAGUUUGUUACAGCUGCUUAUAAGAGGAAACUUGCUGAGCAGGAGAAAUGGAUGGAGGAAGAGCGUUUGCGUGAACUUAAAGAGGAGAAAGAUGAUAGAUCUCAAAUUGCUAUGUGGGUUCUUGAUGAAUUAGGCUCCAAGGAAGUAAUGCAUCAAGGUAUUAUAUAUUUGGAAGUUGGCCCAGAAACUGGCUUAAUGCCUGGUGAGGUUACAUAUUCUUCUAUCUUAGUUGCAAAUGCUAAACUAGGCAUGGUUGAGGAGGUGUUAAGCUUAGCUUACUGUGGCGUGUUUCAAGACCUAGCAUACUGUGGUGUGUUUUAUAAGCAGUCAAAUGUUACAAAGAAGAGUGACUUGAGUGACUUUUAUUUUAACCUUGGAAAAAAUGUUGCACUUGGUGCAAAAGACAUAGUGGCCAAGAAGCAAGAGAAGCAAACUGAAUUUAGGAAGCCAGAGGAGCAGGAUGAUAAAGUAGCUGGCAAAACCUCUGACAGAAGUCACGCAUUGACAGACUCAAAGUUUGCAUCGGAGUCUUCUAGUGUGAAAGAGGCUGAUCAGGAUGAAACUUCCCCUCUAAGAAGAAGUUCUGAACCAUUGGAUCCUAAGCCAGUUUCUGAUCAUCCAGUUUCAGGCACUUCAGCAGAAGGAAAAGAUCCAUCUGAACAAUCAUCAGCUAAUCAACCAAAUCCUGAUCAUCAUAAAAGAAAUCAAGAUGCACUAGCUGCAGCUAAAGAACGGUUUUUGGCACGGAAGAAGGCAAAGCAGCAGUAA
Molecule: messenger RNA, 1155 nt
Organism: Dovyalis caffra
Lineage: Eukaryota; Viridiplantae; Streptophyta; Magnoliopsida; Malpighiales; Salicaceae
Source: the annotation of a GenBank genome assembly